AGUGACCUCCCUUUACUAGACUAUUGCGUUCGUGUUGGGUUUUACAACUGCAUCACAUGUUUAUGUCGCGCAGUGGCCUUUCUUGCAUUUGACACAAGUGUCACGUGGUAGGAUUUGAAUGAUGCGACACUACAUCGGAGUAGAUGUGGGGACAGGAAGUGUGCGGGCGGCCAUUGUGUCAGAGGCAGGGGAACUAAUGGCCACAUCGGUGGCCGAGAUCACUACCUGGAACCGUGCAGUUGAUCACUAUGAACAGUCUUCAGACAACAUCUGGUCUGCUGUCACAACUACAGUCAAAAGUGUGCUGGAGACAUCAGGUGUGGAUAAGGACCAAGUGAGAGGCGUGGGCUUUGAUGGAACCUGCUCGCUGGUCGUCCUCGACCAACACUUCCAGCCUGUGUCAGUCAGUAAAUCUGGACGGCCUGAAUGUAACGUGAUCCUGUGGAUGGACCACCGUGCUGCCACCCAGGCCAACACCAUCAACCAGACGGGGAGCUCGGUGUUGCAGUACGUAGGUGGGAGGAUGUCCCUGGAGAUGCAGAUGCCCAAACUCUGCUGGCUCAAACAGAACCUGAAGGAUCAGUGUUGGAAUCAUUCAGCACACUUCUUUGAUCUGCCAGACUUCCUUACCUGGAGGGCCACACACUCUAUGUCCAGAUCCCUGUGUACGCUGGUGUGUAAGUGGGGCUACGUGGCCGGGACAGAGACAGACUCUGGAUGGAAUGGAGACUUCUUCAAGAAGAUAGGCUUGGAAGACCUUAUCCAUGAUAACUACAGCAAAAUAGGAAGUGAAGUGCGAGCACCAGGAGAGGCUUGUGGGAAUGGAUUAACCCGAGAGGCAGCAGAAGAGUUGGGUUUGAACCCAGGGACACCUGUCGGAACCGCCCUCAUUGACGCACAUGCAGGGGGAGUAGGUUGUCUUGGGUGUGUCCCCAGCAGUCUCAAGAGCCCUCUGCCGGCUGUAACUGGUCGACUUGUCCUGAUCUGCGGUACAUCCUCCUGUCAUAUGGCUAUCAGCAAGUCAGCCAUCUUUGUUGGUGGAGUGUGGGGGCCGUACUAUUCCGCCAUGCUACCUGAACACUGGUUAAAUGAGGGUGGACAGAGUGCUACUGGCAAGCUAAUAGACUUUGUGAUUGAGAGUCACCCAGCAUAUCAGGAGGCCCUUUCACAGGCAAACAAAAGCGAUGUCCACAUACAUAGCUUCCUCAACAGCCAACUGGAGGUGAUGACUGAUAACAAGGGGGGACAAUCUGUAGCUCAACUCACAGCUGACCUUCACAUUUGGCCAGAUUUCCAUGGUAACCGCUCACCCAUUGCUGACCCCUCUUUGAAAGGAAUGGUGUGUGGUUUGACUCUGUCAUCUGGCAUUGAUAACUUGGCUCUCAUCUAUCUGGCUACAGUACAAGCUCUCACUUACGGCACCCGACACAUCAUCUCGGAGAUGAACAGGAGUGGUCACAGCAUCUCUCUGGUGUAUCUAUGUGGAGGACUCCGGAACAACCAGCUGUUUGUCACAACCACAGCAGAUAUACUCAACAUGCCGGUAGUGCUGCCUGACAACACAGAGUCUGUGUUACUGGGGUCAGCUAUACUCGGGGCCAGGGCAUCCGGAGACUGUGCUAGCAUCCAGGAUGCAAUGGGGAAGAUGGGAGGCAAGGGUUCAGUUGUGAUGCCAGACAAAAAUGUUCAUCAGUAUCAUGACAAGAAGUACCAGGUGUACCUGAAGAUGUUAGAACACCAGCGGGAAUACACACAGAUCAUGGCCCAGUGAAGAAAGAGGAGCAUGGUGUAACACCAGAUAAUGAUGCAGCUCUGGUGCCAGAGAGGUUCCAGGAGGCUGCUGUAGCCUGUUUUACUCACUGUUUCCAGGAAAUUCCUGAUAAAUUAAGAGAAAGCUGGAGAGAUUAAUGGCAGUGAUUUAUCACAUAUUUACUCAGGAGCUAUCCAAAUGUAUUCAUAAUCUGACCUAUAUGGGGUUUAUACCAUCUCUUUCUAAUGCAUUGAUUGAGUCAGUAUAAACUUGAAUCGAUAUACAUCCUCUGCAUCAGUGUUUAAUAAGGUUGUGGAUGGUUUAAUGGUUCCAGUGUCAGCCAGUCCGUCAGUCAUGGCAGGAAAUAAACCUAGGUUUGGACAUUCCAGGUGUCCAAGGAUGUGACUUGAGAAAUCCUAAUCCAGUGAGCUGGAUGUGAUAUUGUAAUUGUUUGUCACUAAAGGAUAAAUUAUUUUAAGUUACGAAGGAUAACAAAUAUAUCAGUAUGUGUAUCAUGGGAGGCUGAUAGUGGUUUGGUAUUACCCAAUGUGAACAGAGGUGCCAGGCAUCGUUAUAAUGUACAUGUUAAUCCUGAAUGGAGAAUAACCAGUUUUACUCACAUUUGAUUGGUCAAUGUAACUUGUUGCUGAAAUUGAGCUUAACAGAGUUUGGUUGAGGAGAAUAUCACAUAUAUCUACAUUUCAGUGUUUCACAAUUCUCACAUUGGAUCAUUAUAUCACUGCCAUGUAUUUACAUGUCAACAGAAUACACACUUUAAA
Haliotis rubra (blacklip abalone) is the source of this 2529-nucleotide messenger RNA. RefSeq names its product FGGY carbohydrate kinase domain-containing protein-like. NCBI's taxonomy places the organism in Eukaryota, Metazoa, Mollusca, Gastropoda, Lepetellida, Haliotidae. The record is from RefSeq and is a predicted model, not a curated record. The coding region runs from base 119 to 1771 and encodes 550 amino acids. The transcript is spliced from 17 exons. Gene Ontology annotation, molecular function: kinase activity; phosphotransferase activity, alcohol group as acceptor. Gene Ontology annotation, biological process: carbohydrate metabolic process.